AUGGGUGGAAAAACCUCCUCCUCGAAGCAUCAGUACGAGGUGAAAGCAAAGAGCGCUGCAAGGGCCUGGGAUGACGCCGAAAGUUCAGGUGCCGCACCCAGCCAUGGACCGCGGCAAGCCGCGGUGGCGCCCAAGCGUAGCCACAAAGUUGGCCCCGAGGAGAGUGGAAACGAGUUGGCUGACAACGAGGUGGAGAAAAGCUUUCGGGCCGAGAUGACCUCUGCGAGGUCUCCGACGGCAGGAACUUCAGGACCAAAGAGGGGCAAGAAACCUGAAUCGCAGGUCGAAAGCCAAAAAUCCGGAAGUGCCAGGCCGACUGGAAGAAGUGGCAGUCAACUGGCCCCUGAAGGGGGCGAAGCUGACUCCCCCACCGGCCCCAAAGCUACUUUACCAGAGGCAUGGACCAGGCGUUUGGCGAAUACAAUGAUUCUUCACACGGUCCAGAAUUCCAUGAUUCUGGCCACAUACCUUCUCGACUUGCUCACAGGUGGAUAUGGUUCCCGAAGUGCUCUUCAUAUCGCCUGCUGGGAGGGCUCUCUUCCAGCUGUGCAGGCGGUGGUGAACGGUUCCAAGGCUGCGAUCCAGCAGUGGCACAAGCGUCGCGGUGACUUGAUGCCUUUGCACAUCGCGGCCAUUUGCAGCCAUGCGGAGGUCACCGAGCUGCUGUUGGGCUACGACGUGGAUCCAAACAUCAACACGGUUCAUCAGCUUCGCUCGCUUCAUAUCGCUGCCACCUCUUCGAGUGAAGUUUGCGAAGUUCUUUUGGCAAACAAAGCAGAUUUCAUGGCAUGCAGUGCCGACAAGGAUACCCCCUUGCACUUCGCCAACUGCUUCCAGCAGAUCGACACUGUGGAACUACUCCUGAAAGCGCGUGCUGAUGCGGCAGCUGCUAACAAUUUCGGAGUGGUGCCUUUGCACGUUGCAGUGGCCUAUGCUGGAUUGGAGCGCAUGGAAUUGAAGGAGGCGCGCGCUGCAUUGUUGCUCUGCGCCCAUGGAGCCCGCUUGGAUGACAGGGACCACCAUGGCCAUACUCCUGCAGCUGUAGCGCGGAUGGCAGGCGCCCGUCCAUCGUUGAUCGAAUUCUUGGAAUCCGAUGGCGAGGAAUGUCAAGAGAAGGCCCAGAGCAUUUUGGACAUGGUGGAAGAGGACUGGGAAGGGGAAGAAGAGAGCCUCACGGCGAUCCUCUCCACGCAGACCAAGGCUCAAAGCAGCGGGUCCAAGACACCAGGACGGUGGUUUGGCUGCGGCUUCUUUCGGCUGGCGGCUGACAUGGCCUGGCACCGAGCUUCUCAGAUCGAGUGCGUGCGAGUAGCGUCUGGAGGUUCUGACGUCAAGUUGGCCCAGGCACUGAAAAAGGGUCGAAAGGAAAAUGCUCACUUGGCGCAAGAGAACCUGCGGCUUCAAAAAGAAGUGGAAGAGCCACGACCUCAACUGGCGCUGUCGAAACAAAGGUCACAUGGCAACUUGCGACACGUCCAAGGUCUGUUGGAUCAAAGCAGAUCCACCUUGGACAGGAUGAAGAGUGCUCGACUGAGUGUGACCGAAGCACCAGGUGCCGAGGCAUUUCAAGCCGUGCGCGAAGACAUGGAAAAGGAGAUGGAGGAAUUGAGGCAGAGGCAGCAUGUCCUUGGUCGUGAACGAGAGAACUGGCUUCAGGAGAAGGAGUCCUUGCACCAGCAACUUAAUGAGACCAUCCAGAAGCUGGAGGCUGCAGAGGCUACGGUGAAACGCCUGAACGAAAAGUGUCAAGCGCUGGAGGCUGCGAAGCCCAAGGAGAUAUCAAGACCUUCAUCGGCCAUCCAACGCCAGGCAGCAGAGUUGACACAGAAGUCAGACGAGCUGACGCAGAAGACGGCUGCCCUGUCGGCCAAAGACCAGGCUCUCAGUGAGAAGGCAGCAGAGUUGACACAGAAGUCAGACGAGCUGACGCAGAAGACGGCUGCCCUGUCGGCCAAAGACCAGGCUCUCAGUGAGAAGGAUGCUGAGCUGCAGGAGAAGAGGCAAGCGGAACAACAGGCCAUCGAGGCCUUGGAGGCCAAAGAUGCUCAACUGGACCGUUUGACCUCUGAACUGCAAGCAAUGCAAGCAGAAAAGGAUCGCUGCAAUCAGCAGUUGGAGGAGGAAGCCACCAGACUCUCAGAGAAGGAGGCCGCCUUGGACAGCUUGAAGAAGGAACUCCAGCGAUUGAAGGAGGAGUCUACUCGGCAGGUUGCCGAAAAAGAGGAGACGUGGAAGAGUCUCAGCGAGUUGCGUGCACAGCACAAGGAGCUGCGCGACCAGCAGGGCAAAACCUCUUCGGAGUUGAGCACUCUGCAACUUCAACUCCAAGAACGGGAGGUUGAGGUCGAUGGCCAGCUGAAGGAGAAGGACCUCACGAUUCAGAAGCUGGAAGAGGAUUCUGCACAACUCAGUGCUCAGGUGACAGAGCUGGAGGGGGUCAGGGAACGUGCCGCCCAAGCGGAGAAGAUGCUUGAGCCCUGGAAGAAGCGCACGGAAGAGGUUCAGGAAGCCUUCCAGAAGGAGCAAGCUCUGCGGAAACGGUACCACAACCAAAUGCAGGACAUGAAAGGAGCCAUUCGUGUCUUCGCACGCAUCCGCCCCAAAGUGCAAAGGGAAGCAGAUCAGGAGGUUGCGGUCUGGCGGCGCGAUGCGUUUUCCUUGGAAAGCGCGGCCAAGGAUAAAAAGUCGCCACCGAAGGACUACAACUUCGACUCCGUCUUCGAUGAGCACAACUCGCAAGAAGACGUCUUCGCAGAUUGCCGGGGGCUGAUCGCUUCGGCGGUGGAUGGCUUCAACGUCACAGUGUGGGGUGCCAAGCACCGGGACCGUCACGCAGAUGUCAUGGUCGUGGGAACGAAGGGGCGUCAUCGCACGGGGCAUGCCAUGGCCAAGCGUGGUAUGCAGUGGCCACGUGGGGAUCUUGAUUCAGAGCCUUCGGAGAGACUACAGCAGCUACUGGCCCCCAAGAUUUAUAGCUUGGCCAAGGACACCCGGAAGACACUGAGGUAUCUCCGUGAGAUCUCCGACUGGCCAUCAAGGCUCCAGUUGCAGGUCUUCCACCAGUUACAAGCCGCCAAUGUGGAAGUGAACACCUUCCACUACAAUGCAUUGAUGAAUUCAUUGACGAAGCUGGGGCAGUGGCCUUUGGCCUUGGCGCAAUUUUCAUCCAUGAGACAGCGCAGCCUCCAAGUGGAUUUGCCAAGUUUCAAUACCCUGGCGAUGCCAUGUGACUGGAGAUGUUCCCUAUGGAUCCGACAUUGCGCACUACACUACUCUUUCACCCAGAACUUGAUCGGAGCUGUUGCUUCGAUCAGCAACUGCGCAGAAAUUGGCUUAUGGCAAAGGUCCUUGGAGAUCUUUCAGACACUGGUGAAACGGAGCCUUGAGAUGGAUGAGAAGCCACAGAGUGCCUUGAUCAAUGCAUGCGAGAAGGCAUCGAAUUGGUUAGGAGCCUUUGGAUGUUUGGAAUGGAUGCCGCGAAGCACAGCACGGCCAAACCGCAUCAGCUUCAACUCCCUUUCCAGCGCCUCUGGAGGCCGCUGGUGGAGAAGCCUCUGGGCUUUUUCAGCCACGGAGGAACCGAACAGAAUUAGCUGCAAUGCUUUGUUGAGCUGCUGCGAGAAGGGAGCGCAGUGGUGUCAAGCGCUGGGUCGUUUGGAUUGCUUUGGGUACCGUGCAGCCCCAGAUGUGGUGAGUUUCAACUGCGGCAUCAGCGCCUGUGGCCAGGCCGGCCGCUGGGAGUAUUCCUUGGAUCUUCUUCAACAACUUGGAGGCAGCCAAGAUGAGAUCAGCUCUACGGCUGCCAUCAGUGGAUGUGACCAGAAAGGGAAAUGGCUAGCCGUACUUCAAAUUCUUGAAUCGAUGAGCCUGGCCCUCUCGUCACCAAAUCAGAUUUGUCUCAAUGCCGCGAUCAGCGGAUUUGAGAGCGGAAGCCAGUGGCAACGCGCCAUCCAUGGACUGAUGCAGCUGAUGGACUCAUCGGCUGCAGAUGAGCAAAGUUUUGCGAGCGGAAUUCGUGCGUGCGCACGUGUGAGCCAGUCCCACUGGAGCCUUCGUUUGUUGAGUUGGAUGGAUUCUCAGGGAUUUCCCAUCAACGAGAUUUGUCGAAGCCAGAGCAUCGAGAGCAUCGAGUCAUGUCAGAACGGCGAAGCAGUGAAGGAUGCAGUGGAGCAAAUGGAAGUGCUGCAUGUCUCCUCAUUGCGUCGCAUCACGGAAUGUCUGAAAAAGCUGACUGUGGGGCUUGUGGGGAAAUUGGGACUAUGGCCAUGCCUGGCCUGGUACCUCGAGCAGCAGAGGUUGUAUCGUGACGACCUGGUCGAUCUUCUCUUUACCAAAGCAAAGGGGAAGGUGGCACCAGUGCUGGACAUCAAGAAGGAUCCCCGCGGGACCGUGAAGGUGGACAAUGCUGUGGAGAUUGAGGUGGGAAGUCCCCAAGAUCUGCAGAAAGCCAUUCUGAUGGGCAUGGAGCGGCGACAUGUUGCCGCUACGAAGAUGAAUGCGGACUCAUCCAGGUCUCACUUGAUAUUCAUUGUGACCAUUGAGUGUACCAACAAAAAGUCCAAGCAGGUCUCAAGUGGCAAGCUCACCUUGUGCGAUUUGGCAGGCUCUGAACGGCUGAAGAAGAGCGAAGUCACGGGCGAGCAGAUGAAGGAGGCCCAGUCCAUCAACAAAUCCUUGACGGCCUUGGGCGAUGUCAUCGAGGCCUUGACCAAAGGGCAAAAGCAUGUGCCAUACCGAAAUCAUCGCCUGACGCAAUUGCUGAGCGAUUCCUUGGGUGGCAAUGCCAAGACCUUGAUGUUUGUGAACUGCUCUCCCGCUUCGGGCAAUUUGGACGAGACGUCCGCUGCGUUGGCCUAUGCAGUGAGAGCAAAGAACAUCGUCAACAAGGUGGAGAAGAAUUCCGAUAGCCAAGAGGUGGCCAGGCUAAAGAAGGUGAUCCAAAUGCUGAGUACUGAGCUGGAGCAGGCACGAAAGAGUGGAGAAGCACUUCCUGAGCUUGGCGAGAAAGAAGUACCCGAGCCGGGUGAU
Messenger RNA from Cladocopium goreaui, 5028 nucleotides. NCBI's taxonomy places the organism in Eukaryota, Dinophyceae, Suessiales, Symbiodiniaceae. The record is from the annotation of a GenBank genome assembly.